GGGUCGGAUUUUUCUAUAAAAGCCGACGCGCGUCGUUUGCCGGUUCGAGUCUUAAAAAAAUUUCGUGAGGUGUGCGUCGUUACAGCAAGCAGCGUCUGAAGUUUUGUGAAUUUCCAAUUCUAUACAAAGCAAAGUGAAAAUAUCUGUAUUUUUACCUUUAUUCUGUGAAUAGAACGAAAAACAUACAUACAAGAUGCCGGAAGAAACAGAGACCUUCGCAUUCCAGGCUGAGAUUGCUCAGCUGAUGUCCUUGAUCAUCAACACAUUCUACUCGAACAAGGAGAUCUUCCUGCGUGAGUUGAUCUCGAACGCUUCCGAUGCUCUGGACAAGAUCCGCUAUGAGUCUCUUACCGACCCCAGCAAGCUGGACUCCGGCAAGGAGCUGUACAUCAAGCUGAUCCCUAACAAGACGGCUGGUACCCUGACCAUCAUCGAUACCGGUAUCGGUAUGACCAAGUCCGACUUGGUUAACAACUUGGGAACCAUCGCCAAGUCCGGAACCAAGGCCUUCAUGGAGGCUCUGCAGGCUGGCGCCGACAUUUCCAUGAUUGGUCAGUUCGGUGUGGGUUUCUACUCCGCCUACCUGGUCGCCGACAAGGUGACUGUCACCUCCAAGAACAACGAUGAUGAGCAGUACGUGUGGGAGUCCUCUGCCGGAGGCUCCUUCACCGUCCGUGCCGACAACUCUGAGCCCCUGGGCCGCGGCACCAAGAUCGUGUUGUACAUCAAGGAGGACCAGACCGACUAUCUGGAGGAGAGCAAGAUCAAGGAGAUUGUCAACAAGCACUCCCAGUUCAUUGGCUACCCCAUCAAGCUGCUCGUAGAGAAGGAGCGCGAGAAGGAGGUCAGCGAUGAUGAGGCUGAUGAUGAGAAGAAGGAAGGUGAUGAGGAGAAGAAGGAGAUGGACACCGAUGAGCCCAAGAUCGAGGAUGUUGGCGAGGAUGAGGAUGCCGACAAGAAGGACAAGGAUGCCAAGAAGAAGAAGACCAUCAAGGAGAAGUACACCGAGGAUGAGGAGCUGAACAAGACCAAGCCCAUCUGGACCCGCAACCCCGAUGAUAUCUCCCAGGAGGAGUACGGCGAGUUCUACAAGUCCCUGACCAACGACUGGGAGGACCAUCUGGCUGUCAAGCACUUCUCCGUGGAGGGUCAGCUGGAGUUCCGUGCUCUGCUCUUCAUCCCCCGUCGCACUCCCUUCGAUCUCUUUGAGAACCAGAAGAAGCGCAACAACAUCAAGCUGUACGUGCGUCGUGUCUUCAUCAUGGACAACUGCGAGGACCUCAUCCCAGAGUACCUGAACUUCAUGAAGGGAGUGGUCGACUCCGAGGAUCUGCCCCUCAACAUCUCCCGUGAGAUGCUGCAGCAGAACAAGGUUCUGAAGGUGAUCCGCAAGAACCUGGUCAAGAAGACCAUGGAGCUGAUUGAGGAGCUCACCGAGGACAAGGAGAACUACAAGAAGUUCUACGACCAGUUCAGCAAGAACCUGAAGCUGGGUGUGCACGAGGACAGCAACAACCGUGCCAAGUUGGCCGACUUCCUCCGUUUCCACACCUCCGCUUCCGGCGACGAUUUCUGCUCCCUGUCCGACUACGUGUCGCGCAUGAAGGAGAACCAGAAGCACGUCUACUUCAUCACUGGCGAGUCCAAGGACCAGGUCAGCAACUCUGCCUUCGUUGAGCGCGUCAAGGCCCGUGGCUUCGAGGUGGUCUACAUGACCGAACCCAUCGAUGAGUACGUCAUCCAGCACUUGAAGGAAUACAAGGGCAAGCAGCUGGUCUCUGUCACCAAGGAGGGUCUGGAGCUGCCUGAAGAUGAGAGCGAGAAGAAGAAGCGCGAAGAGGACAAGGCCAAGUUCGAGAGCCUGUGCAAGCUGAUGAAGUCCAUUCUGGACAACAAGGUCGAGAAGGUGGUGGUGUCCAACCGCCUGGUGGAUUCGCCCUGCUGUAUUGUCACAUCGCAGUUCGGCUGGUCCGCUAACAUGGAGCGCAUCAUGAAGGCCCAGGCUCUGCGUGAUACCGCCACCAUGGGCUACAUGGCUGGCAAGAAGCAGCUGGAGAUCAACCCCGAUCACCCAAUUGUGGAGACUCUGCGCCAGAAGGCCGAUGCCGACAAGAACGAUAAGGCUGUCAAGGAUCUGGUCAUCCUGCUGUUCGAGACCUCUCUGCUGUCCUCUGGAUUCUCCCUGGACAGUCCUCAGGUGCACGCCAGCCGCAUCUACCGCAUGAUCAAGCUGGGCUUGGGAAUCGACGAGGACGAGCCCAUGACCACCGAAGAUGCCCAGAGCGCCGGAGAUGCCCCCUCACUGGUUGAGGACACCGAGGACGCUUCCCACAUGGAGGAGGUCGAUUAAGCGACCAGUCGACACAAGCAACCAAAAUUCAUUCUAUCACUCGCAUUCACAUACACAAUUUACUUGCGUUUCGAACUUUUAUACUGAGUUUACUACGGCCGAGUUAAAUUUUGUAUUCAUUAACAUUUUGCCGCGUUAUAAGCGACAGACAGACAUACGCUUAACUCAUACACAACCAAGAAUAACUCGUUAAAUGGUUAGGUUCCCACAGAACAUUCAAGAGCAGUUGUCGUUUUAAGAACUUAUAAUUUAGAAUCCAAGUAAUUUAUGUAUAAAAACUAAAGACUACAUACGCGCUCUAGUUGGUAUAGCUAUAUAAAGAAUCGAGUAUAUAUAUAAUUAAGGUUUGAUGACCCGAUCGAUGAUAAACAUAAAACCAAAUAAACAAGCAAAUGUGUUUUAAAAAUCAAA
Messenger RNA from Drosophila yakuba, 2761 nucleotides. RefSeq names its product heat shock protein 83 (gene Hsp83). Bases 194 to 2350 code for a protein of 718 amino acids. The transcript is spliced from 2 exons. Gene Ontology annotation, biological process: cellular response to heat; protein stabilization; protein folding. Lineage: Eukaryota; Metazoa; Arthropoda; Insecta; Diptera; Drosophilidae. The record is from RefSeq and is a predicted model, not a curated record. Gene Ontology annotation, cellular component: perinuclear region of cytoplasm; protein-containing complex; plasma membrane. Gene Ontology annotation, molecular function: ATP-dependent protein folding chaperone; ATP hydrolysis activity; ATP binding.